Morus notabilis is the source of this 2000-nucleotide messenger RNA. Its product is annotated as F-box protein At5g07670. The transcript has 2 exons. Gene Ontology annotation, cellular component: SCF ubiquitin ligase complex. Gene Ontology annotation, biological process: SCF-dependent proteasomal ubiquitin-dependent protein catabolic process. NCBI's taxonomy places the organism in Eukaryota, Viridiplantae, Streptophyta, Magnoliopsida, Rosales, Moraceae. Gene Ontology annotation, molecular function: protein binding. Bases 133 to 1731 code for a protein of 532 amino acids. The record is from RefSeq and is a predicted model, not a curated record.
UUCAAAGCCCGUUGGUUAACCUAAAAAGCAAGAGAAACUCAAAUUGAAAUCAAGAGAACAUCCAGCGAAAACCAUAAAAGAUCCAUGAAUUGAAAAAAAAAAAAAAAGAAGAAGAAAAAACUUGGAAAAAAAAUGGGAUGCAGAGUAGCUGCUUCAGCAGAAGAACAAGAAGAAGAAGGAGCAGAAGCAGAGCAACAACAAAAACAGCCGCCACCGCCUGCAACGAUGUCGUUUCCUACCGACAAACCAAACCCUAAAACACCAUUGAAGAAGCGGUGGUCGGACCUCUGGCCGAAGAAGAAGACCGCCAUUAUCAACAACAACAACAACAACAAAAAUCUCAAUCUCAACCAUGUCGUUUACGCCAUGAAGCUUCAAUCCUCUCUCUCCUCUUCGUCUCCCAACAAAACCCUAGACCAACCAAAAAUCCCCAAUUCCUCCGAUCGGACCCUCCUGUUGUCCGACGAGAUUCUCCUCAGAAUCCUCUCGAAGCUUCCGAAGUCGCAGCGCAGCGCCAACUCCCUCGUCUGCAAGCGCUGGCUCGCCCUCCAAGACCGCCUCCUCCGGUCCCUCAAGCUUCUCGAUUGGGGCUUUCUCCACUCCGGCCGAUUGACCUCCCGCUUCCCCAAUCUCACCCACGUCGACCUUCUCCCCGGGUCUCUGAUCCCCGUCCAAAACGCUGACGUUUUGCUCAACCGCAGAAACUUCUCAGUUCAUGUAAAUUCUCGGUUUUCCCCCGACGAUUCCGACUUCUUCCACCCGCAUUUCCUUCCGGUCGACGUAAUCGACCGGGGGCUUAACGAAUUAGCCGCCGGUUGCCCCAAUCUCCGGAAGCUCGCGGUGAUCAAUGCCAGUGAAAUGGGUCUUUUGACUGUGGCUGAAGAAUGCUCGACUCUACAGGAUCUGGAGCUUCACCGGUGCAACGACAACGUUCUGCGCGGCAUCGCAGCGUGCGAGAAUUUGCAGGUUUUGAAGCUGGUGGGCAGCGUUGAUGGGUUUUAUAGUUUAGUGGUGUCGGAUAUUGGGUUGACCAUUUUGGCUCAGGGGUGUAAGAGAUUGGUGAAGCUUGAGCUAAGUGGGUGUGAGGGAAGCUUUGAUGGGGUGAAAGCGAUCGGACAGUGUUGCCAAAUGUUGGAAGAGUUUAUCAUCUGUGAUCAUAGGAUGGAAGGUGGGUGGUUGGGUGGGGUGUCGUAUUGUAAGAAUUUGAAGACAUUGAAGUUUGUGUCUUGUAAGAGGAUUGAUGUGAGUAGUCCUGGGCCUGAGGAGUAUCUCGGAUUGUGUCCUGCUCUUGAGAGGCUGCAUUUGCAGAAAUGUCAAGUAAGGGACAAGAAGACUGCGAAAGCUUUGUUUGGGAUGUGUGGGGCUGUGCGGGAGAUUGUUUUUCAGGACUGUUGGGGGUUGGAGAAUGAUGUGUUCUCUCUUGCCAGUUAUUGCAGGAGGGUAAAGUUUGUAUCUUUAGAAGGGUGCUCAUUGGUGACAACAGAUUGUCUAGAAUCUGUGAUACUUUCCUGGAAGGAGAUUGGAAGCCUUAGAGUUGUAGCAUGCAAGAACAUAAAGGAUAAGGAUAUCUCUCCUGCACUGUCUGCCUUAUUCUCUCUUCUUAAAGAGUUGAAGUGGAGACCAGACACCAGAUCUCAGUUUACAUCAAGUGCCAUGGGAACGAGCAUAGGGAAGAAAGGCGGUCGGUUUUUCAAGAGGAUACACUUUGAUCAAAGUCUAUUGCACCUUUGAUGAUCAUAAAAUUCUGCUUUGUUCUUGGAUGAUUCAAAUGGACGCUGCAAAAGGGUCUUGUGCUUAAAGACCAACUUUGACCUUUUUCCGUUUUCUUCAUGUACACUCUACUCUAGCUUUGUAAUAGUAGCAAGUAAUACGUCUGUAUGACCAACUUAACUUUAGUUCUGUGCGAGCCCUAAAUGCUGUUAGUUUUUGUUUUACAUACUAAUGUUUCUACAGUAGUACAAUGUAUAAACAUGCUUGUGAACGUUUACUGGUGCAAUAUA